AUGAAUACAUCCAUAAUUGCCGACAAGGAAAUUCAACCAUCAUCCUCAUCACCACCACACCUGCAUAGUCAUGCCUGCCAGAGUUGUCGUCAGUUACAUCGGAAAUGUGAUAAAACGUUACCAUCAUGUUCGUAUUGCAUCAAAAGAGGAUAUAAAUGUGUUUAUAAAUCAGAACGCAAAAACUGCUGCGGAAAUACUAAAGAACAUCGAGAAGAGAAAAAGGCUCAUCCGAUUGUGUUUGUAAAUGUUGCUACACAACAAAACCAUCAACAACAACAACGAGAGGAUGAACGUUCUCGGACAAGUUUGGAAACGGCGAGAAGCUCUAAUGUGGGUGGUCGUGUUUCAACACCUUACUCAUCAACAACAACCACAUUAACCACUCCAAAUCAAUACCACAAGUCAACAACCUGUACAAACAUUUUAACAGUUGAUAGGAUCAGCCCGAUCGAGAGUAGAAUUGAACAUCAAAUCAAUUAUGUAUAUUCAACCAGACAAACUAUGGAUUUGUACUAUGAUAUACUCUCGAUGGGUUUUCCUUUGAUUGAUCGAUCCACUUUUGAAAAAGUGUUGGAAUACCAAACAACUAAUUCAGUUCAAAACAUGAUGAAUGAUUUUAGAUAUGAUUUUAUUUGUGACUUGGAGAAAGAUCAAGCAUUAUUCUACACUGUUCAAGCAGUUUGUUUUCAACGAUUGGGAUGCCAUGAAUUUGCUUCAUUUCAUUUCAAUAAUGGGAAACAAUUGAUUGGAAAUUAUUUUGAUGAUGUGGAUUCAACAAGUAUAAUACUUGCGAUGCGAUUCAUGGCAGAAUAUUUAUUAGGUGCAGGAGACAAAAGAAAAGCAAGAUCAUUGUUAAAUACUGUAAAAGUGAAAAUUUCGCCCUUCAUUCAACAAUUGCGACGAGCAGUUAAGGAGUUUCACGAAGAUCAACUCCGAACAGAUUAUAUCGAAAAAUUAAUGUUGAGUGGCCAAGCUAACUGGUUAAUUGUAUAUCUAUUAGAGGCAGAGAUGCACUUUUUUGACAUCUUCUAUUGUGAAGAGGAACACCCAGAAAGUUUUAUUUUUGAAGAGUUGGAAUUAUUUACGAAAAAUCAAAUGACUCUUUCACAAAAAAAUUUAGGAAUAUCUUCAUGCAGGUCACUAAACAAGGAAACAGCAGAAAAACUUUUCGCAGUCAUAGAAGCAUUUUCUUCUAUUGUUAAUUUGGCAAUGGAUAGUUUUGGAAAGCGAGAGAUUCUGUCGUGUUUACUUACAAAAUUUUUUAUGGCCCAACUUCGUUUGGACGUACUAUUGAAUUGUGAUCAAGAAACUCAAAAUCUUCAAGAAAUGCUUCGAGUUGCUAGAGAUGUGAUUCAGCUAACGGAGCAUCGACAUUUUCCUUUCAUUCCAGCAUGUGUCACAAAAGUAAUCAUAACUGCAUGUACCAUAAGAGCAAGCUACUAUUCAUACCUAUCUCCUGAGGAUAAUCUUAGGAAUGAUUUACGAGCUUUGAAAAUACUCUCCUCUCGAUUUCCUCUUAUUCAAAAUGAAUAUAACCAUUUAAUCAAAUCCAUUGAAUCACUAACAUACCUUCAUCACAACUCCGAGGACACAAUCUUAUUGUCGAGCUUGCUUCCUUUUAAUGAAGUUGACACAAGAAUUAAUUGUGAUGUUUCACAUCUGAUGAACUCAUCAGAUGUGAAACGAAUUGAUGUAGAGGAGAAAUUUAUACACUUUAACCAAUACGAACGUUGUAAAUCAAACCUCAAAGAACUCAUGAAUGGAUCGGAAAUUCUGGAUAUUAUUGUGGAGAGUGUUAAAGAGGAGGUGACUAUAAAAACCACAAUCACAGAUCCAAAACAGCAAAUUGAGGCACUGAAGAAUAUGCGACUGAGACUUGGAAGUCAAGUUAUUGAGAUGGCAAAAAUCCACAACGAUCAUUCAGGUCAAAUAGCAGGAGAGUUACUCAAAAAGCAAGCGCUCUUUGAAUUCAAUCUAUCAAAAGCGAAAUUAGAAAAUCCAGAGUUUGAUCCCAAUCAAACUGAUCUCAAAAACGACUUUAUUUACAGAUUCUUUAUCAGUCGAUCGAGGGAGUUCUCAUGCUAA
Messenger RNA from Naegleria fowleri, 2085 nucleotides. RefSeq lists its product as uncharacterized. Gene Ontology annotation, biological process: regulation of DNA-templated transcription. Lineage: Eukaryota; Heterolobosea; Eutetramitea; Acrasida; Naegleriidae. Gene Ontology annotation, molecular function: zinc ion binding; DNA-binding transcription factor activity, RNA polymerase II-specific. The transcript has a single exon. Bases 1 to 2085 code for a protein of 694 amino acids. The record is from RefSeq and is a predicted model, not a curated record.